AUGGUGAAGAUGCUGAUCGGUUUGGUUGGAAUCGUUAAUUUGGGAAUGGGCAUUUAUGUGGUGAUUCAGAUGCAGGAGUGAGUUUCAGGAAAAAAAAAAGAACUUUGCGCCUUGAAAUUCGGCGUAUGUGUGUACUCUGAAUUUCAGCAGAACCUUGUUGUUUUUGGUGAAUAUUUUAUUUGAAACAUUGUUUUUUUUUUCAGAGAAACCAAAGCAACUGAUCCAAUCAAAAGUGGUUUAUCAACUUUUGGCAACAAAGGUUAUACAGCUGGAAAUUCUCAAACGAAGGGUGUUGUUAUGCCAUUUGUUGUAGCCCUUGUCUGUUUUGCUGCUGCAUUUAUGCCAAUGGCUGCCGUCUUCUAUUUACUAUUGAUAUUGGUUUUAGUAGAGAUUGGUGGUUUCAUUUGGUCAAUGGUGGCUGUUUCUGAUAUCACAACAUAUAUGCAACCUCAUUAUUUGUUGGUCAAAGAUAUGGCUGAAACUGCAAAGAAAGAGAAAGGAGGACGUAAAAAGCGUAUAGCUAUUCCAAUCAUCGGGCCAAUUCUCGGAGGCAUCGUCAAGUUAGCUAAACCAUUCUUUGAAAUGUUUGGAAGCAUUUUUGCAAAAGCUCUAGAUUAUGUGAAAGGUUUCGUAGGACGAAUUCCGGGUGUUGGUAACUUUAUCAACGGUUUGUGUUUUUUUGGGAUCCUAAUAAAAUGUGACCUAUCUUUCAAAAAUAUGAGUGCGGGUGAAUUUUUCGAAUUAAAAACCAUUAAUUUUGCAGGCUUUUUUGGUGGCGAAGAGAAGACACAAAAGGCAGUGGAAAAAAUCAGAGAUAAACCGCAACUUAUGGAACAACUUGCUCAUUUAACAGAAGUUCUUGAGAAAAGCAAAUUGGUGGCUGAAAUUGGGAUUGGAGUUAGUGCGUUGACUGCUGUUUUUGCCGCUGGAUUGGUUGUGUGAGUUGAUUUAUUUUGACCCAAUAGAUUACAAAUUGGGUUUUGCGUCGUCAUAUAUUUCCAAAAUUGUUUUUCAGUUACUACACUUUGAGCAACAGAAGAGAAGCAAGAUCACAAGCAUCGCGCUACAACUCCACAUCUUCAACUGCUGAAAGUGGAUAUUCAAUUUCACCAGCCACUCAACAUCAUUCACUCUCACCUCAUCAUCAUUCCAAAUCACCAUCAACUUAUCGCCCUAAAUUACCUUCAACUCAUCAUUAUCAUUCGAGUUCACCAACAUCUCAUUAUUCCCCAACAACUCACCAUUCGCCAGCUACUCGUCAUCAUCAUCAUUCAAGACCACCAACAUCACGUUAUUGA
Caenorhabditis angaria is the source of this 1298-nucleotide messenger RNA. The record is from the annotation of a GenBank genome assembly. NCBI's taxonomy places the organism in Eukaryota, Metazoa, Nematoda, Chromadorea, Rhabditida, Rhabditidae.